Notolabrus celidotus (New Zealand spotty) is the source of this 2335-nucleotide messenger RNA. Its product is annotated as melanopsin-A-like. Gene Ontology annotation, cellular component: membrane. The record is from RefSeq and is a predicted model, not a curated record. Gene Ontology annotation, biological process: visual perception; G protein-coupled receptor signaling pathway. Gene Ontology annotation, molecular function: G protein-coupled receptor activity. NCBI's taxonomy places the organism in Eukaryota, Metazoa, Chordata, Actinopteri, Labriformes, Labridae.
AUGUGGUCCACUGAGAGCAUGGAGCCUGAGAAAGCACACACCCAGAGCAGCUUCUACAACAAGGUGGAUGUGCCUGACCAUGCUCACUACAUCGUGGCCCUGUUCGUCUUCGUCAUCGGGGUGCUGGGCAUCACUGGCAAUGCGUUGGUUAUGUUUGCCUUCUACAGUAACAAGAAGCUCCGUAGUCUGCCCAACUACUUCAUCAUGAACCUGGCGGUCAGUGAUUUCCUAAUGGCAUUCACACAGUCCCCCAUCUUCUUCAUCAACUGUCUCUACAAGGAAUGGGCUUUUGGAGAGAUGGGCUGCAAAAUGUAUGCGUUUUGUGGUGCCUUGUUUGGCAUCACCUCCAUGAUAAACCUGCUGGCCAUCUCUAUCGACCGUUACCUGGUAAUAACCAAGCCUCUGAGGGCCAUACACUGGAGCUCCAAGCGCAGAACCACACUGGCCAUCCUCCUCGUAUGGCUUUACUCUUUGGCCUGGAGUCUGGCGCCUCUAAUUGGCUGGAGCUCCUAUAUCCCAGAGGGCCUGAUGACAUCUUGUACAUGGGAUUACGUCACAUACACCUUGGCCAAUAGGAGCUACACGAUGAUGCUGUGCUGUUUUGUUUUCUUCAUUCCACUAGGAAUCAUCUUUUACUGCUAUAUUUUCAUGUUUCUGGCAAUACGAAAGACCAGCAGGGAAGUGGAGCGUCUUGGGACUCAGGUCAAAUCCACUCUGAUCCAGCAGAAGUCGAUCAAGAGCGAGUGGAAGUUAGCAAAGAUUGCCUUUGUCGUCAUUGUGGUUUAUGUCCUCUCCUGGUCACCAUACGCCUGCGUCACAAUGAUUUCCUGGUCCGGGCAUGCAAAUAUCCUGUCCCCAUACUCCAAGGCCGUCCCUGCAAUUAUAGCAAAGGCUUCAGCUAUCUACAAUCCAUUCAUCUAUGCUAUUAUACACAACAAAUACAGGAUGACUCUGGCAGAGAAGGUUCCCUGCCUGUCCUUUCUGUCCCCUACUCCCCGAAAGGAAUGCAUCUCCUCCUCCAUCAGUGAAUCCUCUUUCAGGGACUCCAUCAUCAGCAGACAGUCAACAGCAUCACGGACUCACUUUAUAACAAGUUCUUCAAACUCACCUGCAAUGAUGUUGAGGGAUGUGGAGAUGGAAUCCUUGGGAAGGAAGUCGUGUGAUUCUUUCAGAAGCAUGUCGUCAUACAAUCAGUCUGUUAGAGGCAGGUCCUACAAGAAACGGUCUCUAAAUACCUCUAAGAUAAAGGCAGUGGAGAAGCAUCCAUCUACCACAUGUGAUUCAUCAAGCAACUGUGAGCAUGAACUUGUUUCUGGCUCUCUUACCAUCGCCACUGUCCCCCUACUAGUUCUUGCCAGGAGGCGCAGUCACAGUCUGACCUACAAGGUUUCUGAUGCAGGCCAGGAAAAAUGCAGCAUCAGCAAUACGCAGAGUUACCACAAGAGCAACUCUUUUGAUUCCCUGAGCGUUGGAAAGAUAUCAUCCACUGAUCCCAGGACGCCUCAGGGUGUUCCACGCAUCAUCGUCAUCAGUCCAACAUCUGAAAGCAGCCUCAUCAAGCAGGACAGUGUCUGCUUGGAAGACAGCGUUGAGGGAAUGGAGAACAAUGUUUUUGUCAGCAUGAACUUCUCCUCAGAAGUCUUUCAGGCAGUGGAGCUUCUCUCUUGAUCAGCUGGACAAUAGUGACCCCGUGUAAUCUUUUCCUAUUAGGUUUAUUCUUUAUUAUAAUCUGGGACCAUAGAGCACACAACACUUUCCUCUGGUAAUCAUCCACUGAAGUAAUGACUCACUGUCUGUGUCUAAGUUUGAUGACUCAUAUUAAUGCCAAGAUAACUGAAGUGCAGGGGGAAAGUAGGCAUGGCAAGUUAAAGCUAUGUGUACCUGGUAUUCAAUGUGCAGUGCUUGACAGACUGUCACAAGGACAGGGUUGAUCUGAGGGGCAGCAUGGUAGGGAGCACAUUUCUGUUCGCUUCCUUAAAAAAUAACAAGUGAUACGUUUUUUUCAUGAACUUUUUGCCAAAGCAGGACAGACACAUACAAAUCAGAGUGCCGCUAUUUGAGCUUAAAGUAAGAACCUGUGAUGUGAAUGUUUGAGGUGAAAAUUGUAUGUUUUGUUCAUUUUGGCCAACUCUAUUGAAGCACAGCGAUGCAGUUACUUUAGGUUGAGAGGAUGUAGUAAAAGUAUACAAAGUAAAUAUGCUAAAUUCUUGUCUUGUGGUAGUUGCACUGUAUGGUCCUCUCUAAGUUUCCGUUGGCUUGCAGACACUGUAAUGGACCAAUAAGGCUGUUGAUCAAAUACAGCAGUUUGCAGUGACUAUAAUUUAUCUUGCUCAUA